GCAUCAUGCGUAUACAUAUAUAGAUAUAUGUAUAUGAUUCAUGUGUAUAAAAGACUGAGCUUCUUACGACCAUUUAUAAAUUAGUUAAAUUUUUCGCAAGGGUAGUAUCACCUUACCAUCGUUACAAGCGCUAUACUUAGAAUUCGUAAAUCAACAUCUACUUAAAAAUGCUACGAGUUACAAAUAUUCCAAUGCUAAGACCUACAAAUUUGGUAAAAGUCAUUGACUUAAAUAUCAGAUGUUUAGCAACACAAGCAGUUGUAAAAAAUGCAAGAGUGGAAAAACCAAAGAAAAGUACUGUGGCCAAAGAAUCCCAGUCCUUUGUCAUGAAUAUUUUUCGUGGUCAAUUACAAACCAGCCAAGUAUUUCCAUUCCCAGAAAGUUUAACUGAGGAACAAACUGAUACAUUGAAAAUGUUGGUUGAUCCUAUAGAAAAAUUCUUUGAGGAAGUAAAUGAUCCAAUGAAAAAUGAUGAUACUGCAUCAAUAGAUGAAAAAACCUUGGCAGCAAUGUGGGAACUUGGAGUGUUUGGACUUCAAGUUCCACAACAUUAUGGUGGAUUAGGAUUAAAUAAUACUCAGUACAGCAGGUGUGUUGAAAUCUGUGGAUAUCAUGAUUUAGGUGUUGCUAUCGCUUUGGGUGCACAUCAAAGUAUAGGAUUUAAGGGUAUACUUUUAUUUGGCACACCAGAACAAAAGGACAAAUAUUUGCCAAGAGUUUGUAGUGGAGAAUAUGCAGCAUUUUGUCUUACAGAACCAAGUUGUGGUUCGGAUGCAGGUUCUAUUCGUUCCAGAGCAGUUAAAUCACCAGAUGGAUCACAUUAUAUUUUAAAUGGUAGCAAAAUCUGGAUAUCAAAUGGUGGUAUAGCAGAGAUAAUGACUGUGUUUGCACAAGUCCCUACAAAAGAUCCAGAAACAGGUGAAAUUAAAGAUAAAAUCACUGCGUUUAUUGUUGAAAGAUCAUUUGGUGGUGUAACUAAUGGGCUACCAGAAAAGAAAAUGGGUAUUAAAUGCAGUAAUACGGCGGAAAUAUAUUUUGAAGAUGUUAAAAUACCAGCAGAGAAUGUCUUAAGUGCUGAAGGACAAGGUUUUAAGGUUGCAAUGAGUAUCUUAAAUAACGGCCGAUUUGGGAUGGCAGCCGCUCUUUCCGGUACUAUGCGCUAUUGCAUUAAAAAAGCAGUUGAUCAUGCGACACAACGCGUACAAUUUGGACGUACAAUAGAUAAUUACGGAAGUAUCCAAGAAAAAUUGGGUCGUAUGGCAAUGUUGCAUUAUGUAACCGAAACACUUGCAUAUACAAUUUCUGGUAAUAUGGAUAAUGGAAGUCAAGAUUAUCACUUAGAAGCUGCAAUUUCUAAAUGUUUUGCGUCAGAAUCUGCAUGGUGGGUUUGUGACGAAGCUAUUCAAGUAUUAGGAGGAAUGGGAUUCAUGAAAGAAGCUGGCCUCGAACGAGUUAUGCGAGAUGUUCGUAUCUUUAGAAUUUUUGAAGGAACUAACGAUAUUCUUCGUCUUUUCGUUGCUCUUACUGGAAUUCAGUAUGCAGGAAGUCAUUUAAAAGAAUUACAGAAUGCAUUUAAAAACCCUACUGCUAAUUUAGGAUUGAUUUUUGGGGAAGCAACCAAAAGAGCAACGCGAGCCAUUGGAUUGGCAUCAGUACCUAAUUUGACAAAUUUAGUCCAUCCGAGUUUGGAAGAAAGUGCAACAUUAUGUGCCAAGAGCAUUGAAGUUUUUGGACCAUGCAUCGAAUCCGCUCUUAUCAAGCAUGGACGAAAGAUUGUAGAUGAGCAAUUUAUUCUUAAUAGAAUAUCUCAAGCAGCAUUUGAUACAUACACUAUGGCUGCAGUAUUAAGUCGAGCAAGUAGGUCUGCAAAUAAAAAUAUUCCAAGUGCGGAACACGAGCUGCUCAUGGCCAAAACUUGGUGUGCUGAAGCAGCCAGUCGUAUAGACCAAAACUUAAAGUCAGUUUCAUCCGGCAAACAAUUAGAAAUAUUUAGUAAUUUAAGUAAAAUUUCAAGGAACAUGUGUGAUGCUGGAGGAUACGUUCAACUGAACCCAUUAGGUUUUUAAUUAUACAUAAAAUUGUUGUAAUAUGUGCAAGGAAUAUCAUUGAAAGAUUUCUAAUAUAAAUUAAACUGAGAAUUACGAAAUAUAAUGGUCACUUUAAAUGACAAAUAAUAUAGUACUUUUUAGAAUACUUGAAUAAAUAACAUAACACUAGAGGUAUUAAGUUCAUAAUUAUAUUGAAUAUUUUUGAUAUUUUUACACAAAAUAGAUAUUGUAAAUAAAUUGUUAUAAAAAAUAUUAUACACAUAAAGAUAGAUGCUAUUUAUUUUUCAUUAAUUCUCACAAAAUAGUGAAUUGAAUUCUUAAGAAAUAGAUUAGUAUACAUUAUAUUUGUGUAAUUUUUAUGUAGUAAACUAAAUUAAGUAGAAGUGUAUUUACUCUUUUUGAUUAUAUGUAUAUCAAACAAUAUUCGAUAACAUUACUCCCACUUUCUCUCCCGUUGAAGAUAACUUUUAUAUUAAAUAUCAGAAAAACGAAGUAUCAGACGUAUUUUAAAUUAUAAUUAAUAUUAAUUAUUAAUUACUUUCUUCUAAUUUUAAGUGCACAGUUUAACAAUAUCACAACAUUACACAAGGGUAAGAAUAUACUUUCUGAUCAUUUUACAUCUUUUUAUAACAUGGAAGCACACAUAAUAAUUGCAUAACUAUUUUAUGAUGUAAAGUUUAUAGCAUCCAUAUAAGACAUUAAUAACGUUAAGUAUAGCAUAAAAUACAUGCAGAAACAUAGAAUUAUAUAUUUUUAUACUAUAAAAAGUAUCACUUAAGUUUGAGAUUCAAAUUAUUAUUUUCUUUUUCAACUUAUAACCCAAAUUUACCACUAACAUUCGAUUCUUGAUUAUACAAAAAUUAGCAAUAAAAUUAAAUACGAUAUUUAUUAUUGGAAAUCAGAAUGUUAAAUUUUGUAUAAAUAACUAAUAUAAUUUUAUAAAUAUGUUAGAUUUUUUAAUUAUACAUUGGCAGUGUUUUGCUCCAAUUUUUGGUAAUCAAGAAUAUAAUAAUUUGGUUCCCAAACUUUAAGCUAUGUAAAGUAUUUAACAUGUUUAAUAAAUAUCAUUACAAGUAAAUGAGAUAAAAUGAUGUGAAACUAU
Messenger RNA from Osmia bicornis bicornis, 3150 nucleotides. RefSeq names its product very long-chain specific acyl-CoA dehydrogenase, mitochondrial (gene Acadvl). Lineage: Eukaryota; Metazoa; Arthropoda; Insecta; Hymenoptera; Megachilidae. Bases 168 to 2066 code for a protein of 632 amino acids. The transcript is spliced from 9 exons. The record is from RefSeq and is a predicted model, not a curated record. Gene Ontology annotation, molecular function: fatty-acyl-CoA binding; flavin adenine dinucleotide binding; very-long-chain fatty acyl-CoA dehydrogenase activity.